This is a messenger RNA of Schizosaccharomyces octosporus yFS286, 905 nucleotides long. RefSeq names its product cation binding protein. Bases 179 to 790 code for a protein of 203 amino acids. NCBI's taxonomy places the organism in Eukaryota, Fungi, Ascomycota, Schizosaccharomycetes, Schizosaccharomycetales, Schizosaccharomycetaceae. The record is from RefSeq and is a predicted model, not a curated record. The transcript has a single exon.
CUUGUGUAGAUAUGUUGGGUCAUGUAAAUACGUAGCUGUUGAUAUGUAUUUUUCAACGGUUUUUUGGAGUGAUGACCGACUGAAGUCAGCUACAUAUUCAUGAAUCAUCAUGCUGGUUUGCUAAAAGAAGUUCUAUAUAAAGGAAGUGAUCCCAAGUUUUACAGAACAGUUUCAACGAAUGCUGCUUAAACAACGUCUUCAUUUACCGUUGUUAAACUUAACAAGGACAUACGCAACAAAAAUGUCGAGAAUUUCAGACGUAGUAUUUAAAGACCACAGAGAAUUACAGGAUCAAUACAAAAACAUCAAGGCUGCUAAAGAUGCCGACACAGCAAUUCGUUGGCAAAACCAAUUCGUUUGGGAAUUGGCGCGUCAUUCCUUAGGAGAGGAAAUUGUCGUUUAUCCAAAGUUUAAGAAAUACCUUGGAGACGUUGGCGAGGAAUUAGCAGAAAAAGAUCGAAACGAACACCAAAUCGUUAAAGAUUAUCUGUAUAAAUUUCAAUCUUUGAAUCCAAGUCAAACGGAAUUUAUCCCAACGAUUGAUUCUUUGAUGGCGAAUCUACAGAAACAUAUCGAAGAAGAAGAAUCUCAGGACUUUCCUCAAUUGGAGAGCAAAUUAUUAGCCGAUGAGUCCCAAGAGAUGGCUCAAAGCUUUGAAAGAACAAAAAUGUUAGUUCCUACACAUAGCCAUCCAUCUGCUCCUAACAAACCUCCUUUUGAAACUGUUGUCGGACUGCUUACCGCUCCCCUUGACAAGUUGCAAGAUUUAAUGAAGCGUUGGCCUCAAUAGGUUAUUUCAUAAUUGAUUUAAUGCCUUGUUUUUAUGGGCUACAUAACGAAUCAUGAUUAUAUUUAGUUUAGUAAAUUCACAUAUUUUUAACUCAAUUCAGAAAGUUCAAAUGUUG